Messenger RNA from Megalobrama amblycephala (Wuchang bream), 681 nucleotides. RefSeq names its product immunoglobulin heavy variable 3-33. The record is from RefSeq and is a predicted model, not a curated record. Gene Ontology annotation, cellular component: immunoglobulin complex, circulating; external side of plasma membrane; blood microparticle. Bases 105 to 467 code for a protein of 120 amino acids. Lineage: Eukaryota; Metazoa; Chordata; Actinopteri; Cypriniformes; Xenocyprididae. Gene Ontology annotation, biological process: positive regulation of B cell activation; B cell receptor signaling pathway; innate immune response. Gene Ontology annotation, molecular function: immunoglobulin receptor binding; antigen binding. The transcript has 2 exons.
UUUUAAAUCUGCGUGACGUCACCACCCUACAAUUGAUAUGGAUAUAUAUGAUCAGUCCUUCUCCUCUGCAUCUCAUAUGAGGAGGUCACUUCAUCAACUCAAACAUGUCCAACAACCUGCUUUACCUUCUGCUUUUACUGGCCUUCGCAAGAGUGAACGGUCAGAAUAUGGAGUCCAUUUCUUCUCAAUCAGUGGUAAAGCCUGGAGAAACUCUGAGUCUUUCCUGUAGAGGAUCAGGAUUUACUUUUGGAAGCUACGACAUGCACUGGGUCAGACAGCAACCUGGGAAAGCACUGGUUUGGAUGGGCCGUGUCUGGGCUGCUGGAAAUGGACAUGACUAUGCCAAAAGUUUUGAGGGACGAAUAGAAAUUACUAGAGACAAUUCAAAAAGCAUGGUGUAUCUGAAACUGUCUAGACUGACAGAAGAGGACUCAGCUGUGUAUUUCUGUGCAAGACAAGCACAGUGACAUGAACCUACGUGCAAAUAAUACUAAAACUGUCAAAACACACAUAUGGUGUAAAACUGCAGUUAUCAUUUGUGUCAGUAGGUUGCAGUAGAAUCCAACUAAAGUCAACAAGAAAAGUGACUCACAAUCACAUAUUUUCUUUUAAACACCUUCUCAGACAUUCUAUCUACAUAAUGAUACAUAUUUAUGGUUAUUUAAAGCAUUUAACUAGAUU